Messenger RNA from Zonotrichia leucophrys gambelii, 1462 nucleotides. It is a transcript of the gene YIPF3, whose product is annotated as Yip1 domain family member 3. Gene Ontology annotation, cellular component: Golgi apparatus. The transcript is spliced from 9 exons. The coding region runs from base 50 to 1078 and encodes 342 amino acids. NCBI's taxonomy places the organism in Eukaryota, Metazoa, Chordata, Aves, Passeriformes, Passerellidae. The record is from RefSeq and is a predicted model, not a curated record.
UCCGGCUCCCGCCCAUCCGGGCCAGCGCGGCGGGGCCGGGACGGGCACCAUGGCCGCGCCGGGGGCGGCGGGCGGCGGCAGGAGCGGUGCCCCCGCCGCGGAAUGGGGCGGCUUCGAGGACAACAUGCAGGGUGGCGGCUCUGCCGUCAUCGACAUGGAGAAUAUGGACGACACGUCGGGCUCCAGCUUCGAGGACAUGGGGGAGAUGCACCAGCGCAUGAAGGAGGAGGAGGAGGAGGAGGAGGCGGAGGGCGAGGCGGGCGCCGGCGAGGAAGAGGACGGGGAGUUCCUGGGCAUGAAGGGGCUGCGGGGGCAGCUGGGCCGGCAGGUCGCUGACCAGAUGUGGCAGGUGGGGAAGAGACAAGCCUCCAGGGCCUUCAGCCUCUACGCCAACAUCGACAUCCUCCGGCCCUACUUCGAUGUGGAGCCCGUCCAAGUGCGAGCCAGACUGCUGGAGUCCAUGAUUCCUGUGAAGAUGAUUAAUUUCCCACAGAAGAUUGCAGGCGAGCUGUACGGACCCCUCAUGCUGGUUUUCACACUGGUGGCCAUUCUUUUGCAUGGAAUGAAGACCUCGGACACCAUCAUUAGGGAAGGCACGCUGAUGGGCACAGCCAUUGGCACCUGCUUCGGUUACUGGCUGGGCGUCUCAUCCUUCAUGUAUUUCCUGGCAUAUCUGUGCAAUGCCCAAAUCACCAUGGUGCAGAUGCUGUCACUGCUGGGCUAUGGUCUUUUUGGACACUGCAUCACUCUCUUUGUCACCUAUAACAUCCACUUCCACUCCCUCUUCUACAUCUUCUGGUUGGUUGUUGGUGGACUCUCUACACUACGAAUGGUUGCCGUGUUGGUGUCACGCACCGUGGGACAUACCCAGCGGCUCAUCCUGUGUGGGACUCUUGCUGCUCUGCAUAUGCUUUUCCUCCUCUAUCUGCACUUUGCUUAUCACAAGGUGGUAGAAGGUAUCCUGGACACAUUGGAAGGACCCAACGUGCCGCCCUUUCAGAGAGUUGCCCGAGACAUUCCAGUUGUUUCCAAUGCUGUACUGAACACAACAGCCAAAGCCAUUGCAUUGACCCUCUAGUUUUACAGACUUGGACUUGCUUCCUUCACUACUUUUGGGGCUGCAUAGGGCCACAGUAACCUGCUGCCUGUUAGGAGCAGGACAGAACAGCAAGAAGACAACUUGGUUUUGUUUUCCUGGACCUGUCCUCUGCGUUACGGUUUUGGGCAGCUGAGUGGACUCAGCAGAGGUGAGUCACACCUCAGUGACUCUGGAGAGCUGUACUCUUCCCCCAUCCAGGUGUGGGCUAUCUUGAGUAGAGUGGUUCUGUUGCCUGCAUGUUUAGCUGGGAUUUCCCAGCACAGUUUGUUCCUUAGCCCUCUUUCCGCUUGCUGAUGUAACUCCAGGAGUAUCUGCCCUGUUCCUGUCCUGAAGAGGGAAGAAUUAAAUUGAUGUUGGUGCUGA